Messenger RNA from Coccidioides immitis RS, 2253 nucleotides. RefSeq names its product 2-dehydropantoate 2-reductase. Gene Ontology annotation, molecular function: oxidoreductase activity. The record is from RefSeq and is a predicted model, not a curated record. Bases 1 to 2253 code for a protein of 750 amino acids. Gene Ontology annotation, cellular component: cytoplasm. The transcript has 5 exons. Lineage: Eukaryota; Fungi; Ascomycota; Eurotiomycetes; Onygenales; Onygenaceae.
AUGGGUCCAAUGUCUCCCUCGACUCCCCGGCUUCGGGUGCUUUCUGUUGGCGGAAAUGCGAUCUCGGCUUUCUUGUCCUGGAGGCUUCAAGCCACAAACGCCUGCGAUGUGACUUUGGUAUGGAAACAGAACUAUGAGCAUGUCGCGCAAUAUGGCAUCUCAUUUAAGUCAAAAGUUUACGGCAAUGAACGGUUCAAACCACGUCAUGUUAUUCGCCAUACCGACGAAGCUCCUUCGAGAGAGCAGUCCUACGACUAUGUCAUUCUCUGUGUCAAGGCGCUCCCAGACCUCUACGAUCUCGGCGAAAUCAUCCACUCCGUCGUCACUCCUGAACACACCUGUAUCAUCGUGAACACCACAAGCACUCUUGGCAUCGAAUCCGAGUUGGAGCAUAGAUUCCCAACCAAUGUCGUUCUCUCUCUGGUCUCUGGUGUCGACAUCGCUCAGACUGGCCCGAGCGAAUUUGACCACACUGCGUCUAGCGAUGUCUGGGUGGGCCCCGCUAUUAAAACUGCAACGAUCCCGUCAACUAUUCAAACAGAUAUGGCAACCGCAUUGUCGAUUACGUUAGGCACAGGCCAGGUUAACUGCAAGGUGUCUAAAAACAUUAGACAAGAGCAAUUCGAGCGCAUGAUCGGGCCGAUCGCUUUCCAUCCGGCGAGUGUUUUGUUCGAAACCCCUAACUAUGCACAGCUCAUGAAAAAAGUUGGAGUACGACAAUUGGUGUCUGGCGUGAUUGAUGAAUUGAUAGCUCUGGCUAAGGCUCUUGGCUGCAGCUUUCCUGAAGAUUUCAGGGAGACCACGAUUUCAAAUAUGGUUUCUCAGCCCGAGAGCCCAACCACCAUGUAUCAGGAUUUCAUGGCAAGACGACCGAUGGAGGUGGAAACUUAUCUGGGUUCUCCAGUCAAACUAAGUAUCGACACCGAUGUUAAGAUCCCACGAAUCGAGACAGUCUACGCCAUGCUUCAUCACCUUAACAGCGUGAACCAGACCCGUGGAAAUGAGCCUACGUCGCCAGUUGUAACGCACCCCCCUAGGAUGUCAUCAGCAGCUCGUCCCGGUGUGAACAAUGUGCGGAACGGUGGCCGAAACUACCCUUCUCCACAAAGUGUGCCCCCUCCGAGGCGGGGAGGUCCGUCCAUGGGAAACCACCGUCCGCCGAAUGGACUUCCGCCGCCACGCGGUGCACCUCCACAGCGCGAUGCGCCAAUGGAAGACCACGGAUUGGAAGAAUUUAGCCACGUUGUUAAUUAUGAAGCCGUUGCUGGUGACAUCCCCCCAGGUGGCCAUAUGAAUAGUCUCACAAACGGAGGUUCCUCGCACGCCGAUCUAGCACUCAGAGAGCGUGAACUACGAAUUCGACAGCGAGAGUUGCAACUGAGAGAACAGGAAUUAAACAUGAGACGCGGUCCGCCAAGUAGAAGAAUGUCGACCACUCGCGAUACACUCGACGAUGGUGACGAUGGGGAUUACUUCGAUGCACCUCCACCUAUGCCCCAAAUCGAUCCCGAUAAUUUUGACAUGAUGAGCGUUACAUCCCGCAAAAACAGAAAGGUACCAAGUAACAACGCUGGCCAGUUUCGCAAAAACCCCGAGAUGGCUGCUGGGCGUCCCCCUUCCGCUUUCAGUCGCGCAUUUGGUAUGGGGAGGAACCGCACCAGCGCCCGAAUUGUCGAAGAAUUUCCUGGCAUGCACGAUUCAUUGCUUGAUAAUCCGAUGAUAGGAUAUUCUUCGAACCGAUAUGGAAGUGUUGAUCGACGAGAGAUGCAAGCAGAAUCGAGAGCUAAUUCAUUAACUGCCAGUCGGAUUAACGAUUUAUCGCAGGGAGUAGGGCACGGGCCAUAUCCACCACCGAGCAGACGCACCAGCCAGUCUCCUGGUCAAGGGUUCCGGCCCAAUGGCCGUGGAAUGGGACGUACCUCAACAGGCAUCGACGGCUUUAACGGACAGCCGAAUGGAAUGGGUCAUCCCAAUCGCCGAUCACCACCGGGAAUAAUGAGAGCGCCGGUCCCAAGACAUCCAGGGCAGCCCAAUGGGGCCAUGCCACAGCGAGUCGAACAACAAGUUGGGGUGAGCAAUUCGAAUCCUGCCAAAAGGCAUACAAACGUUCGAAGUCUGACAGGAAGUGCGAGCGCUAGCGCGGGGAGUGGUGAUAGUGGUGCUAGUGUCAAUAUCGACUCUGAAACUUCUGCUCACAGUAGCCAGAGCAGUCUGCCACCUUACCAGACGCUCCAACAGCCCGGCAACAAAUAG